Molecule: messenger RNA, 10358 nt
Organism: Cheilinus undulatus (humphead wrasse)
Lineage: Eukaryota; Metazoa; Chordata; Actinopteri; Labriformes; Labridae
Gene: zbtb47b
Product: zinc finger and BTB domain containing 47b
Exons: 6
Coding region: 131-2359 (742 amino acids)
Biological process (GO): regulation of transcription by RNA polymerase II
Cellular component (GO): nucleus
Molecular function (GO): DNA-binding transcription factor activity, RNA polymerase II-specific; RNA polymerase II cis-regulatory region sequence-specific DNA binding; protein binding
Source: RefSeq, a predicted model, not a curated record
GGAAAAGACUGAGGAGAAGGCAAAUAGUGAGGAAAUGUGACAAUUCAACGGUCAUUUUCAUGGCGAAGGGAAAACUGGUGCGAAAGGAGUUAUUCUGGGACUCCUUUGAGCCUCGAAACGCUGGAUCAAAAUGCUCAUAGUGGAGAAGACCACAGACUUCCCCUCUGCUGAGUUCUCUCUGGUGGAGGAUGUGGCUCUGCACUUCACCUGUUUGAUGGACAGGCUGAACGAGCAGCGCCUCUUCCAGCCCGACCUGUGUGACGUCGACAUCGUUCUGGUGCGUCAGCACAGCACCUUCCCUGCUCACAAGGGCGUGCUGGCGGCCUACAGCCCUUUCUUCCACUCCCUUUUUGCCCAGAGCAAGCAGCUGCGGCAGGUGGACCUGUCCCUGGAUGCUCUGACAUCACAGGGCCUGCAGCAGAUCCUCAACUUCAUCUACACCUCCAAACUGCUGGUGAGCAGCCGCACGGUCCGUGACGUGCUGAACGCUGCAACCCUGCUUCAGAUGAGUGACAUUGCUGCCUCCUGCCGUGACCUCAUCAGCAGCCACUCACUGAGGGCCACCUGUGCUGACAUGGCAAGUUCAGAGGGGCUCAGUGGCGGUGACCCAGUGAGGCCCCCCAGCCAGCUGUACUCAGAGAUCAAACAGGAGUCAGAGAUGGGGAGGGUGUACAAGAGGGACGGCAGCAGCCCGUUUUCUGUGAGGGUGGAGGAGUCAGCGAAGUCGGCCUCCCAGCAGAAGCAGUAUUACCAGAAAGAAGAAGGGUUAGGGAGCGGAGCUAGCUCAGGCGUGGCUUCUUUGUGCAAAGUGGAGAGCAAUGGAGAGGAGUCAAAGUCAGCAGAUGGACGCACUUCUUUCAACAGAGACCAGAUCAUUGUAGAAGUCAACCUAAACAAUCAGACCCUCAAUGUGUCAAAGGGAUCAGAGGGAAAAUCAGCAACCACCACUGAGACAGCCACCAUCUUUGGUCACUGCCACAACACUGAGAGAGAUUCAGAGGAUGAUGAUGAGAACGAGGCGGAGAAUGAUGACACAGUUGGGGAAGAGGAAGAUGAUGACCUGAAGAGGAGGGAACUGCUUGGGCAGAGCAGUGAAGAGGAUGAGGAGGAAGAUGAGGAAGAGGAGGAGAACACUUUAAACAUUCCAGGGUUGGAGCAGGUGGCCAUGUUGGAUCGACCUCGCCGGGGCGCCAGAGCCUUCGCCAUAGCAGGCACAACGGCAUCCAUGAGGCAGACGCUUACAGAAGCCACAUUAGCUAACCAGCGACCGGGUGGGAAGAGGACGCUGGACGCGGAGGGGCUUGGUCAAAAAGUGAGGCUGGAGGAGAAACAGCAUUUCCCAUGUAAGAAAUGCCCCCGUGUGUUUAACAACCGCUGGUACCUGGAGAAGCACAUGAACGUCACUCACAACCGUAUGCAGAUCUGUAAUAACUGUGGGAAACGCUUCCUGCUGGAGAGUGAGCUGCUGCUGCACCAACAGACAGACUGUGAGAAAAGCAUCCAGUGUGUUACGUGUGGGAAAGCCUUCAAAAAGCUGUGGUCCUUACAUGAGCACAACAAGAUCGUCCAUGGCUACGCCGAGAAGAAAUUCUCCUGCGAGAUCUGUGAGAAGAAGUUUUACACCAUGGCUCAUGUCAGGAAGCACAUGGUCGCCCAUACAAAGGACAUGCCAUUCACCUGUGAGACAUGUGGGAAGUCGUUCAAGCGCAGCAUGUCCCUGAAGGUUCACUCUUUGCAGCACUCAGGAGAGAAACCCUUCAAGUGUGAGAACUGCAGCGAGCGCUUCCAGUACAAAUACCAGCUGCGGUCCCACAUGAGCAUCCACAUCGGACACAAGCAGUUCAUGUGUCAGUGGUGUGGAAAGGACUUCAACAUGAAACAGUACUUUGAUGAACAUAUGAAGACGCACACUGGAGAGAAACCGUACAUCUGUGAGAUCUGUGGUAAGAGCUUCACCAGCCGGCCCAACAUGAAGCGCCACCGGCGCACCCACACCGGAGAGAAACCGUACCCCUGCGAGGUGUGCGGCCAGCGCUUCCGCUUCUCCAACAUGCUCAAGGCCCACAGGGAGAAAUGCUUCCGCGUCAGCAACCCCAUGGUUACUGACAGCAACAACCCCCUCAGCCUUGACCAUCCUCUGGGCUCGCCCACUGUGGACUCAUCCGGCCAGGUGCAGCUUGGGACGGCACUUCCUGCAACAUCUGUGACGACGCCCGCUACUGCCUCCAACCCGCACCCCCUCCACGGCACCCAGCUGUCUCUCCCCCUGCUGCACUCCAUGGGGGGGCUGCCUCCGACCCCUCAUUUACCCCCACCACCUCCCCUGUUCUCUGCCGGUAGGAUGAACUCCAACAACUAACAAGUCUCUGUAGCAUCUGAAGCACUUUUGUUAGGUUAUUUUUCUUAGAGCUUUUAAGAGGACUCCUUCAGCAGGAGGCUGAUGCACCCCAGUGACAUUUGUGCUGAGGGGAAACACUGACUGAAGGCUUCAUGGAGGCCUCUUACCAACCAAUAUACACCUUCCACAGUAUGAAAUAGCGAUUUUUUUACUCUGUUAAAUACAAUAGAAAACCUCAGAGUCCUGUUGGACAUGUUGUUACCAUGCUUUUCAUUGAUUUCACAACUCAGUUCCGGUUUCUUUGUUACCUACCACCACACACAUCUCUCCAGAGCCUUGCACAAUGCGUUGAUUGUAGCAUCUUUUACAAAGUUGGAGGAAGAGUUUCCUAAAUUCAGUGGUCAUCUGUAGAGUGGGAACCUUGAUAUGAUGGGAAAAUUGUUUUAUUUGGAUAGUUCUCUGCCAAGAUGUAGCCAGUGGUUCUGGUAUGACCCAGCAAUAACCAAAUGCUGAUUUGUCUUUGAGCAUAUACAUGUAUAUGGCAUUGCCAAUAACCAAAUCCUGUUAGCUCACCUGCUAUAGUUAGAAAAUGUUAUACAGCAUUUAUAAUCGGUCCUGCACCUUACAUUUAACUCUAGUGAUAUUUAAAAUGUACUCCUACUUGUCUUCAUUUUUUAUAAUCGUGAUAUUGUGUAAUUUCGUGGCACGUCAUGUCAAUUUGUAAGGAAAUAAGAGAAGUUGAGGCACGUGGAGAGUCAGCUGUGCAAUUCAGUUUGUGGUGUUAGUCUCGGUCUGUGUGUAUGUGUAUGUGAGUAUGAGAUAAAGCUGAGAUGGUAAAUGAGGAUCUUCAGAUUGUGUGAGUUUGAGUUUCCAGAGUCAGGAGAUGGAGUUAAGUGUUGACCCUCUUUUUUUUUGCUUACAUUAAGCAAGUGUGCUCCAUUCCUGUAGAGAAAAUACCGCACUUUUCUGUGACUAAUGUACUCUCGUUAAUUUAAUGUACUCAAACCUACAAUGUAUAUGUAGGCUAAAAACCUGAUCUUAAUGUUAACUUACUACUCAUUUCCCCACUGAACUUGUUCAGUGAUUUCAGAUGACAGAAUUAAAAGAGUAACAAGAGGAUAAUAAUAAGAAAAAACUGUUUACUAUUACAUUAAAUGUGCACAUUUCAUCAUUAAAUAUGAUAAUAUUAUACUCCAAUGCCUAAAACUCAAAGAGCACUGUCAGUGAAUUUUGGCACAACAGAGCACAUGACUAAAAGGGCUCUGAAAUGAGACAAUGUCUUAUUAAAGUGUUUUUUAUUAAGGAAAUCAAAGUAAGACACUUACAAUAAUACAGCUUUAAAUUAUGUGUCCCCAUGUGCACUUUUGACACUUGUUGUCAUGAACCUACUAGAGUAGAAAGAAGAGAACAUAAAACAUUUGUCCUUGAAAAGUUCUUCCUCUGAAAAAAUGCUUUUACAUUUUGGGAAAUAUGUGUAUUAGGAUUUUUUUGCAAGGAUUACAUGAGAAGAAUGAUAAUAAUGUGUCAAAACAAAGCUUGCAAGCUGUCAGUUAGCUUAGAACUGAGGGAAAUAGCUAGCUUGACUAAAAAAAAACAAAAAAAAGAUCUGUCCACCUUUGCUGGCUAAACAUGGAUACUCUUGCUAUUUCAUUCUGUACAAUGACAAAAGCAACAGGGGCCUAUGGGAUGCCACAUCUGUCAGGAUGGGAGUGACAUAAUUUAUGGUUAUAGCCUAAUGUAUUUUCUGUUUUAGAAGGUUUUUCUUUUAUUUAACUUUAUUCAUAGACAAAGUCUAGCAAUAACAUUCACAAAUAAGGUCUCAUCUGGUAUAUUUUAAAUAAUGGGUCUUUAACAUACUCUAAAUUAUGUAUAGACCCAUUUUAAAAGAAGUUACACGAACAGUAGUUAGCUUGAGCUAAAGCUAAAGUAGCUACAUUGGCUUAUUUACUAUGUAAGCCUAAGCAGCUACAUUAGCUUUAGCUUUACUAACAUAAGCUUUAGCAAACUGGGUUGAUGAUGAUGUAAACAAGGUAGCUAGGUAGGGGAAGUAGAUAUGUAGUUAACAUAGCUAUGUUGGCUUUAGAAAAUGUAGCAUAAACAAAUGUAGCUAGACUAGUGUUGUUAGCUUUAGCUAUGGAGCCAUUUUAGUCAAAUAAAUUAUUGGUUAAUAAGAUUUCUACAACUCUAAAAUGUGUGCAGUCUUCAGCUUUGUUAGCUAUGUAGCUUACAAAGCUAAUGUUGCUUCAUUAGCUUUAGCUUUAGGUUUGUGUGAAGGACAAGCUUUUUUCCCUGCAAGCAGACUGUUUUUUCAGCUAAUAAACAUUUUAUAUUUAGGUUUUGCAGGUCAGGUUUUUGACUUUUAACUUUUGUGUCUCCUAACCCUUACCUUAAACCUUAUCAUAAUGCUAACUGGAAGUUUAAUCCAGUUUCAUUAUGAAAGUUUUAUCCUGACAGUUACGCGUCUUAUAGCAGUAUUCUUCAGAAGAAGGGGCAUCUGAGAGCAGUGGCCUGCAGCCAAAUUGUCUUCAAAAAAGCUGAAAAACUGAUUAUUAUUAUUAUUAGUUAGUUAGUUAGUAAGCUGGAGGCUGUAAAAGGGAAGCAGAAAGCAUGGCUCCAUUGAAAGCUCAUUUACUUCUUUAACGCCCAAUAACUUACACAUUUCAUCUUCCUAAGGCUAUUUACAUGUAAUAUGAAUGGAAAAAAAACAUAUAUCCAGCUUUUAGCUUAAUAAGAGAUUUAAAAUUGUAGAAACACUAGCUUAGUCAGCUAAAGGCUGCAAACAGUGUAGCAGCUAACUUGACUCUGUUAAACGGUCACUUGCUUCUAAUUUUGCUUCUUAAUGACUUUGUCUUAUGAGAGGUAAGACUGAGAAAAAAGGAAAAUGUACGCAACUCUACAGCUUACUAAACCUUGUGACUCUGGUUAGUUUAACCUGUACAGUAACCAAAGUUUAGAAACUGUGGAAACACUAGCUUAGUCAGCACUGUAAACAGUGCCGCAGCUAGUUUGACUGUUGAAAUGUUACAUCUUACAUCUUGUUUCUCCUUGUUUACAUACUUGUCUUUCUUAGAUGUAAAACUACUCACGUUUUUUCUUUUUAAAACAGAACAUUUCCCUAACUUUGAAGCUUAUUUUUUGUGACUCUUGUAAGUUUAACUUGUACAUCAACCAAAGCUUAGAAACUGUCCUAGCUUAGUAAGCUAAAGGCUAUGAAUAGGGAAGCAGCUAGCUUGGCUUUGUUAAGUCGCUCCUCUUCCUGUAAGUUUAAAUUUAUUGAAACAGAGGCUAAAUAUAUUAUUGUUUUAAAAUGACAUUAAACUUCAAUUUUUGAACAGCUUACACUAACAUGUAUUUUAAUAAGUUAUCAAGACACAGGCAGUCAGAUAGCAUUUUCCAGGCUAAUCAUUGCCCUCUUGUUUGAAUAAUUCAUAUUUAGCUAGGUUAACCAGAAGCUAGCUUAGCUUACACCAAAUUUAAGACUGGGAUCAGUUUUCUCAUGUAAUUCUCUUUAAAAAAAAUCUAAAACACAUUAACAAAAUGUCAGAGUAUUCCUUGAAAUCCCUUAGUUCAAUCAAUUACUAAUCCAAAAAGAGUCUCUGUGCACUAUUGAUGCACUCCUGCUCACUUUAGCCUAUAGAUAGCUCAUUUGUAGAGUAGCAUUAGCCUGUAAAUAUUGUUGAGAUGUGUUUCUUCCUUGUAAUUUUAUUCCUCAUGUUUACAUUUGGAGAGUCAGUUGAAUGUUGCCCCCAUAUGUGUCUUGGCUGGUACUGCAGAAAGUUGGAAUUUGCAGAUAAGCUUUUGUAAAUGUGAUAAGCUGUUCAUUGUUUUAUUUAAAAGACAGAUUUAAGCACCUUUUAGAGUAGUCUUACACCUGAGUUCACCCAAGUUCAGUGUAUUCGUAAACUGCCAUGAAUAAAUAGUAAGGGCCACAUUAGAUUUCGUUUGAUAUUGGUACUAAUUUCUUUUUCUGUAUGUGUCUAACACGUUUGUGUUUCUUUUUUGCUGCUUUUGUACAGGGUCCAGUUUGAGACUGCCCUUUAAAUGAAAAGUCCAGAUCUUUUAAAUCGUGGGUAAAGUCAUGCCUUUAUAGAUUUAAUAUCCUGCUCUGUCUGAGGUUUCCUCCAGCUUCAGAAACGAGAGACGAUUUAGACAUUUUGAGCAGUUGUAUACCCAUCUAAGGUUUGAUCUCAUCACUGAUAGAUGAUUGUUGACAAAGGACUUAAGGCAGCCUGUCAAUGUCACGAAACGCAAGGACUGUUGCUCUCUUGUGGCACCUUAGUGAACUGCACUAUCUAAGAGGUCUUAAAUAAAGCUUCAUUUGAAUAUUAUCAUAUUCUAGGCUAAAAACAUAAUUAAUAUAUUCUCCCAAUGUACUGUUAAGAGAAGCACUAGCCCAAGAGACAUUACUGAGAUACUGUGGAUAUAGUUUGUGUGUUUGCCUUAUGCUUGGAGAAGAUUGAAUGUCUUGUGUUUGGUGUGAUGGUAAAGGAGGAAAGAUAGUAGUCAAUACUACUGAUUUAUGCACUUUGAAUUCAAUUGCCACACUAUAGCCCAUAAUGGGGAACAUAUAUAUAAAGAUAAAAGGUAAAAAAGCAGUAGAGAUGUACUGAAAUUUUCCAAAAGUUUUUAGGAAAUAUUUCCAGAGAAACCUAAACCCAAAUGCAUACAUUUGAUGUUUUAAAUGUAUGCUCAUAUUUGAUGUGAAGUCAGUGUAUUUAUGUUAUUGAUCAGGUUUGAUCAGACAGGCAGAUGUAGAAGAGGCAAUGCGCCUGAACUCUCUUGCUGUCUGCCUUUUUUGCACAGUGCAGAAAAAAAAACUCUCAGCUAUGGCGGUUUCUGACUGGUUUCUUUUUUGAUCCCCAUUAAAGAAAUUAGUUUUAGAUCAUAUGAAGAUCUCAUAUAUUUCAUGCCACAAAAAAUCAAAUUGCCAAAAUGAGAAAAUGAAAGAUACUGAUAAUAGUGAGCACUUUAUACUGUAGUUCAGCUGGCACAGAAUGAAAGCUGAAAGGGUUGUUUGAAUUUAAAUCUUCUGAAGAUGUGUAGGCUAUGUUUGUUUUGCUUAUUAAUAUAUUUCCAAUAAAUGGGGUGAUUGGAAAUCACAGAAAUGUAAUCUCUGCCAGAAAUGAGUCCUUGGCAGGCAUCUUCAAUAGCUGUCUGUCAAAACUUGGCCGUGGAUGAAGCUGAUCAGAAUCAGCAAAAUAAAAUGAUUGAACCUGUGAUAUGUGGGCUUCCAAACCAGUGCAGUAAUAAUACAUCGAUAUCAUAUUUGUUAUUUUGGACAAAAUGUAUAUUAAAAUCAAAAUCAAAUAAAAUAUAAUAAUGUUAAAAUACACAGGAUGUGUGGCAUUUGGAUGAAUGGAACUGUAAGUGGUUUGGCCUAAAAGUCGAAAUCCACCCAAGAAGGUAGAAUCAAAAUAUAAUUGUUUUUGAUUAUCUAGAAGAAGUCCAUCUUUAUGGAGCUACAGUCUGGGAAAAUCCUCUGUGGCAUAAUCAAAAUGCUGUUAUGCCAUAUCAUAUCCCAGACAGACAUUUUUGAGCUCUGACAACUCUCCAGAAGGAAAUAACAAGUCAUUUUAAGGACCUUACUGUGAAGAUACAGCAUUACAUGGCAGUAGAGAAGAGAUCCUAAAAACUGAAAAGGGAAAUUUUGCAGUUUUCAGAGCUUCUAUUCUAGUCAAGUAGUGUUUUUCAAAUGUCCUUCAUUUAGCCAAAUUCUCCUCUGUCAAGGCUAGCAGCCAAAGGCUCGAGUUAGAUCAGGCAAAGGUGGACCUGCCCUUGUCCUUAAACCAGAGUUUGUCAGUGAUUAAGUGAGUGCCAAGGCACUGCAAUGACUGUGCAUUCUGUAUUGACCCUAAGGCAAAUGUUUGUCAUAUAACCGAGCAUUAAGCAUGGCAGUUUGUACAAAUCAGUCUGCUCUUGGGAUUUGACAAGUCUGGACUUUGUUGGGAAUUGUAGUUUUGGGCGCAGCUGUUUGAGCCAAAGUUUGCAUCCAAAAGGAUUUGAGUGAGGGGCCUUCAGCUUCAAGAAAAGUGCUGGGAAUAUGGUGAUGUUGUCACUGAAGUUUCAGAGGACAGAAAGCUUCGUAUGUGGGUAAGAAAUCAAAGAAAUGUGUUAUUAUUUUGAGGAAGGAAAGUCUGUGUUUUGAGAAUAGGUGUACAUUUUUCCUCUGUUUUAAUCUAACAUUUAGGGAACUAAAAUCCAAUAAAGGUCACCAGAAGAGUCAAAAGUCUAACUGAUUCAACAGUUGAGAACAAAAUGUAAAGAUAUGAUUAGGAAAUAAAGCAGCUAGCUUUUAAAAGACAGAAUGCUGUAAUUCUCUUGUUCUAGGUUUUCUUUUUGAAAGUCUUCCAAAAUAUUAAACUGAUUAUAUUUUAGUUAUGAUCUUGAAACUUUAAAACCAGAUAUUUCAAGAUGCAUUUGGUGCGAAAGGUCUUUUUUGUUAAAUCAUUUUGUUAUUUGACUAAUAAUCAAAGUUGAGUGCAAAACUGAACAUCAAAGUGGGGGUUAACUGAUAUUGGUAUUUCAGGGCCAAUACAGAUAUUGAUUAUUAGUAGUUCUUGAGACCAAUUACUGAUAUUUGGCACUGAUAUGCAUUUAUUAUGGUGUACAAAAUGUACUUACUGUGGCAAAAUUAAAUUUGCAUUCUCAAAAAAAUGAAGGAAAAUUAACAAUUUAGCUCAAAGUCUAUCAGCAUGAGAAACAGCACCGAGCAACACUAUAGCAGCGGGGAAACAGGAAGUGAUUCCAUACUUCUCACUGUGUCAGUGGCACCCAGGCACAAGUGAUGAUUGGCUGGUACUCAUGCAGCAUCUAGCCAAUCAGAUUGGGUUGUAUGCAGGACAUUUGAUGAGACUAUGGACAGUGAUAAUAAAGCCAGGGCUGAAGACACUUCCUGCAGAGGAGCACUUUUUGAUUAACUAAUUUUAAUGAUUAUCACAAAAAAAUGCCAUUAUCAAUACUCAGGCAAAUUCCAAAUAUUGGCCCUUUUUAAUUGGCUAAGCCAAUAAUCAGUCAACCCCUAUUACAAAGUCUGAAAUACCAUUGUUGUGGAACUUAAAGAUGUCUAGCGUAGCAAGUGCUCAUUGGCUUCAGCUAGCUUGCUUUGUUGUCUUUAGCAUGCUAACAUGCAGCUGCUGCAACAGUUUAGCCCACAGUGUUAAGAAAACAGAAAGAAGUAAAGUGGUUGGAAAAUUAGCAUUAGCUAGGUAUGUAGCUGUCUGGGGGGGGGCUUAUUGUGUUUAGCCAUUGGUGUUUUUGGUUAAGCUUGCCAGCAAAGCAGCUCUCUUAACCAGACACAGAAAAAGAAAUAGGAAAACUGAAAUUAUAGUGAAAAAAAAACAAUAAAUAUAAUUCCUAAAAAUUCAACUCAGAUAUCACCUGGUGGGUUGUAAAAUAAAACAAUAACAUUUUACUGUGUUUUUUCAUACACCAAUCAUUUUUACACACAGCAUUAGUCUAGUAGUUGAAAUUUUCAGGUAUAUUUUUGACUCUUUUGAAAUUUUCUGGCCUUUGUAGUGCUAAACUUCAAAAUUAAAAAGUCAAGCCCUGUUGGUUUCUUUGUAUUUAAUUGUCUUUUUUUUUCAACUAUUAAAUUGUGGCUUUUUUCUUAUUGGAGGAAAUAAGGCCUACAAUAUGUGAUGAUAUUCAUAAUCAACAAUGCCAUUUUCAAUUCUAAAACGUGUUAUCCAUCUACCCACUACAUCUCCCAUACUUACUCAUACUGCAGUUAUGUUAAAGAAAUCAUAAUGUGUACUGUUAUUUGCUGAUUCUCUAUAAUGUAAACACUAUGUCUUAGUUAACUCUGGUGUACAAAGACCAUGUGUAGGCAGUAGUUGUCAAGUUCAGCUAUAUUAAAAUACUUAAAAGCGUACAAAGACAAUAGUGUCUAGAGGUGCUAAUAACAUUAGACUGUAUUUUCUGUCUUUUAUUGUAUUAUUGACUAGUGUUUACUGUCUGUAACACAUCAGAGCGUAAUGAAAUCAUUUCAAUAUUAAACAGUAUAGAUAUAUUAUUGCAAACA